This is a messenger RNA of Biomphalaria glabrata, 3487 nucleotides long. RefSeq lists its product as uncharacterized. The record is from RefSeq and is a predicted model, not a curated record. The transcript has 2 exons. Lineage: Eukaryota; Metazoa; Mollusca; Gastropoda; Planorbidae. The coding region runs from base 119 to 1054 and encodes 311 amino acids.
AGUCAGUGUUGUUUACCGUGGUUACAGAAUUGUUCAUUGUCGACUCGUUUAUUUUGUUUUGUUUUUUUAAAGUUUAAACUUGUUUUGUAUUGAGUAAAGAAUUUUAAGUUUUAAAAAGAUGCAGCAAAAUAAUCCCAACCCUUACCCAGGUUUUGAUGACUCUGGAAACUAUUUAGAGCCACAACCAGCUGCUCGGAUCAGACCUGAAGCAGAAGAAUUUGCUGAUAAACAUAGAGGCUGCAUUAACCUCUUUAUAUCUGAAAAACACAAGCAUUUCAUUCCUCCCCCACCCUCCCCACGUUGUCCAACAGAUGAGGCCAGACAAAACUAUGAACUCUCACGUAAAGGUCACAUAGGAAAUUUACUUGGAGGUAGUGGUUCUGCAGGACCAAUGGAGCCACGUCCAGCUUCAAGAGUCACUGUUGAAAGUGAAAGCAUAGCAGAUUCUCAAAAGGGAAAAGAGAUAAGCUAUUUGUUUGCCAAUUAUGGUAAGAGUGCACCAUCUCCUCGUCCUAAUCCUCGGGUCAGACAGGAAGCUGAAGAAACUGUAGAAGUCAGUAGAGGUGGGAGAAUGAACUUGCUGCUCCACAACCCAAAGUUUCUACCCGAUGCACCUCGACAGGCUCCCAGGGUCAGGCCAGAGGCCCAAGAGAAUUCAGAUCUAGGACAUGGGGCAGGCAUGGCUAAAAUAAUGGGGAGAUAUGGAGAAACUCCAAGGUCAGAAAGAAGUGUUCCAAGAGUAAAAAAAGAAGCAGAAAGCAUUGCUAAGCUGGACAGUGGUUUCCAAAUGCAGAAUCUGUUUCACAACUAUGGCAAAGGAUCAUUACCACCUCAGCCUGCAGCUAAAGUUAAAGAAGGUAAGGAGAUGGCAGAGCUUGAUCGUGGUGGGAGAAUGUCAAGACUGAUGCAGGAUUUGGACAGUCGAUUGGUCACUGAAUCUAAAUCCACUCCAAGAGGAAGACAUAAUAUUAAAAGAAAUAAAGCCACUGUCAGUGAAAUUUUAACAGAAUCUUCCAAAUGGCAAAUUGUACCAAAGCCUGGUAUUAGGAACUGAUACUUAUUAAAUUACUUAGUAAAUCUUUUUGAUAUUGUAAUUGUGAAUAUUUUGUAUUUAAUGCUAAUAAUUUCAUGGCUAGUUUUAAAGCUUUGUCUGCAUCAGAUGUGGAAAAACAUGCAGGUUGCAACUGGGUUUGCGUAGUGAUGUGAAAUACUCCACUCAUCGUUAAUCUUCAGAAUCAAAGACAUUCCCAUUAUUUAUAGUUUUAUAUAAUAUAUUUUUAUGCUUGUGAUACAUUAUUAAUAUUGUAACAUGUAUUCAUUACGAUAUAGGUAUUAUAAUAGUUUGUUGUUGGGUUGUUUGUUUUUAUUUCACAAUGGAUUUUAAUUAAUUUGUAUACUUGUAGAAUAUUGUUACAUCAUUAUUUCAAAACAUUGCUUCAGGUAAAUUUUAAUGUUUUACAUUGACAUGCUCAUCAAAUAUUUUAUUUAUCUACUGCCUCAAUUUUAAAACCACCAAUAAAAUAUACUAUUUAUAAUAUACUAUGUUCUUUCUAAACCAUAAGUAGAGCCUAAAAUAAAACAUUAUCAUAUCUUAUAAAUUACAAACAUUUCUUUUUAAAAAAAAGUUGUACUGUUCUGAAAUUUACAAUAUUUUUGUGUAGAAUUUCAAAUGACUGUAAAAACCACUUAGUUCAUUAGUUUCUCUUAUUGUGGUGAAGCUUAUUGAAAUUGUAUGUUAUAGUGCAAUAAAUUAUUUGAACUGUUACCUAUGAUAAUAACAGACAAUGUAUUUUGUUUUAAUAUAUCUGUUUUUAGUGGUAUGUUUGGAUACCUUAAUACAUGGUAAAAAUGGUGACCGGUCAUUUCAUCCCUGGUCACUUCAUCCCCUGGUCACUUCAUCCCCGGUCAUUUCAUCCCCAAUUAAAUAUUUUAUAAAUAAAUAUGAUUAUGUAGAAUGCUUUUUGACAUUUUAUGACUUGUUACUGCAUUUAUAGUGUUUCCUCUUCCACUUUGUUUUCUUAAUGAGAAAUCUUAUAUUAUAUUAUAAAUCUGGGUGUGUACUUAGCUAUAGCCCUUCUAUUGGAUGUGGGGGUUGUAAUAUAAUAUUAUCCGGAUCGAAGGCCAAGGUUUGGUGGAAGUAGUAAAAAAUCAUUUGAGAGAUAGAAGUGCGAUUAGAAUAAUUAUGAUCAUGCCGCUGAUAACUUAUCAUCAAAGGCCAAGGUGUGGUGCAAGUAGUGGAAUUUUGAGAGAUAGAAGUGCGAUUACAAUAAUUAUGACCGUGCCGCUGAUAACUUAUCAUCAAAGGCCAUGGUGUGGUGCAAGUAGUGGAAAUCUUUUGAGAAAUAGAAGAGCGAUUACAAUAAUUAUGACCAUGCCGCUGAUAACUUAUCAUCAAUUUAAAGGCCAAGCUGUGGUGAAAGUACGACCAUGUUUCACUUUAUUUUAUUUUUCAAUCGCUCUUUCUUGAAAAUGGGCGCGUCAUUUUUAGCCUUGAAAUAAGGUUUUAUUUUUUUCUAAUAAAGGCUGAGUUCACCCAUCCUCGUGAUAUCAUGUUGCCUCUAUAACUUUUGCUUUAAUUCCUUUUAAACAUUAACUUGUUACAAUUUUUUCAUUUAAAUAAAAAAUGAAUACAUUAAAUAUUGCUCAUUUCAUGAUUUUUAAAGUUACAAUUUGUUAGAUAAAAAUGAUCAGAUGAUGAAAAUAUCAGGGGAUGAAAUGACUGGGGAUGAAGUGACCAGGGGAUGAAAUGACCGGGGAUGAAGUGACCAGGGGAUGAAAUGUCCGGGGAUGACAUGACCGGGAAGCGGUAAAAACACAGUGUAAUGAUUGUUGAUUUUUAUUUUAAGAUUUUACAUUACUUAUGAGCUUAUGGCUGCUUCAAUGUUCAUAGCAACUUCUCUAUUGGAGAUUUGCAUCUAUGGCAGAUAACCAUAAAUAGCUAUUUUGGUGUUGUUGGUGUUAGAUGUGUAAAUAAGCUUAGAAUUCAUUUUUUUUAAUUUUUUUUUGUGGCACAUGUUUCAGCACUGUAAAAUCAAUUUUCUAAUUAAUUUUUUUUAUCUAGGCAAUAGUGAUAUUUCAAUAUAGCUUUCUUAGCAUUUUAAAAUCUCUUCAAAUCUUUCUCUUUUUAAUUUCAUGGCUUUCGCUUUAGUCUACUUUAUAUCAAAUACCAGUAUGAUUAUAUCAUAUGAUUAUGAUCAAUAGUAUUGGCAGCAGAUUUUUUAAGCUCAUUUUUCAAGCUUUGACUUCAAGCAAGACAGGGAAUUGUUAAUUUUUUGCUAAUGGGUUUAUUUUCUUAGAGAAGUUAGGUAUCCACUGUGAGUAGUAGUCUUUUCAAGUAGGCAUUUUUGAAUGCUUUUGGACAUUGUUUAUUUAAAGAAUAAUUUGUGUGUGCGUAUAAAACUAAUUCUACUAACUCACCAUUUUGUUUUUGUUUGUUUGUUUUUGUUAAUGAGUAUUUGUAAGAUUAAAAUGAUAAAUGUAAAAUCUA